This is a messenger RNA of Rhopilema esculentum, 2340 nucleotides long. Its product is annotated as transmembrane 9 superfamily member 3. The record is from RefSeq and is a predicted model, not a curated record. Gene Ontology annotation, biological process: protein localization to membrane. Gene Ontology annotation, cellular component: membrane. NCBI's taxonomy places the organism in Eukaryota, Metazoa, Cnidaria, Scyphozoa, Rhizostomeae, Rhizostomatidae.
ACCGCUGUCCACUGGUAGCGUGUGUUCUAAUCGACGUGGCGGCCAUGUUUCUUGUUAACAACAUUCCUGUGAGCUAAAAGUUGGUAGAUUCAAUCACCUUGAAGUUGAAAAUCAAGAUGUUAUUAUUAAAAUUUAUUGCAUCAAUAUGUCUGUUUAAAUCAUUUAUUGAAGCUGAUGAGCACGACCACUCGUACAAAGAAGAUGAGGAAGUUGUAGUUUGGAUGAACACAGUUGGACCAUAUCAUAACAGGCAAGAAACAUAUGAAUAUUUUUCAUUGCCAUUUUGCAAAGGAACAAAGAAAACAAUCAGCCAUUACCAUGAAACAAUUGGAGAGGCAUUGCAAGGGGUUGAACUUGAAUUUAGUGGCCUUGAUGUUGCUUUCAAAAAAGACAUCCCAGUGACAAAAUACUGCCAGGUGAACUUGGAUAAAGAAAACUACCAUGCUUUAUCAUAUGCAGUAAAGAACCAUUACUGGUAUCAAAUGUAUGUAGAUGACUUGCCAGUUUGGGGUAUUGUUGGAGAGAUUGGGGAGACAGAUGACGAACUAUACAUUUGGACCCACAAAAAGUUUGAUAUAGGAUAUGAUGGAGGCAAGAUUGCAGAUAUAAACUUGACCAGUGAAGCAAAAGUCAAACUUGAACCAGGAAUCAGUCUUCCAUUUACGUACCAGGUGAAGUGGAAGCCAUCUGCCAUUGGGUAUGCCAACAGAUACGACAAAUACCUAGAUCCUGGCUUUUUCCAACACCGCAUUCAUUGGUUUUCGAUUUUCAACUCUUUCAUGAUGGUCAUCUUCCUCGUUGGCCUUGUCAGCAUGAUACUCAUGCGUACUUUGAGAAAGGAUUAUGCAAGAUACAGUAGAGAAGAGGACCUUGAUGAAAUGGAACGCGAUUUGGGCGACGAGUAUGGCUGGAAGCAAGUGCAUGGUGACGUGUUCAGAUCACCCCCGUCGUCAUUGUUUUUCACCUCAUUGAUUGGCACUGGCUAUCAGCUGGCAGCGGUGCUUAUGAUCGUUAUCAUUUUCAUUAUCAUGGGAGACCUCUAUGUCGGGCGUGGCUCUAUUCUCAGCACUUCAAUAUUUGUCUAUGCUGCAACAAGCCCAGUCAACGGGUUUUUCGGUGGCUCGCUAUAUUCAAGAUUAGGCGGAAAAGAAUGGAUAAAGCAGAUGGUAGUGAGUGCUUCCUUGCUGCCAAUGUUCGUCUGUAGCACUGCUUUCAUGAUCAACUUUAUUGCCAUUUACUACCAUGCAUCAAGGGCCAUACCUUUUGGUACAAUGGUUGCAAUCGCUUGCAUCUGCUUAUUCGUUAUUUUGCCUUUGAAUUUGGUUGGGACAGUUCUCGGCAGAAACAUCUACGGACAACCAAAUCACCCGUGCCGUGUAAACCCUGUUCCGCGUCCAAUUCCGGAUAAAAAAUGGUUCAUGGAGCCAAGUAUGAUUAUCUGGUUAGGUGGCAUUCUUCCGUUUGGCUCUAUUUUUAUUGAAAUGUAUUUCAUAUUCACCUCGUUCUGGGCUUACAAGAUUUACUACGUGUAUGGCUUCAUGCUGCUUGUGUUCCUCAUACUAGUCAUUGUCACUGUCUGCGUCACUAUCGUUUGCACCUACUUCCUUUUAAAUGCUGAAGAUUACAGGUGGCAAUGGACGAGCUUUCUUUCUGCUGCAUCUACUGCUGGUUAUGUCUACCUCUAUUCAAUUUAUUACUUUUUCUUCAAAACAAAGAUGUACGGUUUGUUUCAAACGACUUUUUAUUUCGGCUAUAUGGCAUUAUUUAGUACAGCUCUUGGUAUAAUGUGUGGUACCUUUGGAUAUUUAGGUACAAGUGCAUUUGUAAGAAAGAUAUAUUCAACAGUGAAAAUCGAUUAGGGAUAGAGCAAAGAUUCUUCUGGAAGGGUGCCAGAAAGUGUGCACAAAACAGACGAAGCUGUGUCGUAUCAUCAAUGUAUAUUUGGCUGCAUACAGGACCGACGCACUCUAGCAAACGAGAGACAGCUUAGAGUAUUUUCCAAUUGUCUUUAAAGGAGCUUUGUAGAUUAAAUUGUGUAAAGUAUUAAUUUUUUGCACAAAAUCCCCAUCAUUAACUAUAGAAGCAUGAAAGCAUUAACCUGAAAUUUUAAGGACUUUAGAGAAUGAAAUAAUAAAUAGUUGUUACUGUGAUUUGAAAAACAUGUUUUGAAAUUCCUCAUUAUCUCAAACAUUUUAAUGUUGUUUCGCGUGUUUGUGAUUCGCUCGCCUUUUUGUCUUGACUUGUAUUCACAAACGACGCAGUUUUCGGAAACUUGCACCUUUAACAUUGUCAUUUAUUCGCUUAUCGUAUCUUAGUUAUAAUGAUAAGGCCUAAACUAUA